This is a messenger RNA of Daphnia pulex (common water flea), 1927 nucleotides long. RefSeq lists its product as uncharacterized. NCBI's taxonomy places the organism in Eukaryota, Metazoa, Arthropoda, Branchiopoda, Diplostraca, Daphniidae. The transcript has 4 exons. Bases 217 to 1809 code for a protein of 530 amino acids. The record is from RefSeq and is a predicted model, not a curated record.
UAAAUAUAGUUUACUUGGCAAAAUUAGAUUUCGAAUAAUUUUUUCUAAUUUUUUCCCAAGUUUCAAUUUUCCCGCUGUUAUUGUUGUUAUAUCGAUUCAUAGAUGGCUCUUCGAUCUGUUUAUUUUUAGAAACGAUGUUGAAACGAAAUAGUUAGUCGUUCACUUUGCUUCUCUCGUGUUUUACAGUAUAAAAACCAUUAAAAAAACAUUAGAAAAAUGGCUAUGGCUAACGAAGUAGAAGAUUUUGUCACUUGUGGAGUCUGUUUACAAGAAUACGAUGAAGAAAUUCGGAAACCAAAAUUUCUCCAAUGUACCGCACGACACACGGCCUGCCUGUUGUGUCUCAAGGAAAUACGCCAGGGAGACUUGAUUACUUGCCCUUUUUGUCGCGAUACUUUCGUCAAGUUUGAUGUUGAAAGUCUGCCAAACAACCCUUAUGCACUCCACAUGCUUAAAUUCAAGGAAAAAAAGGAAGAGCCACCAUUGCUACCAAAACCAGUUGAGAUUGUUACUACUCCUUUGGCAGUCAGCUGGUGUGUGACUUGUGGAUCGGCAGAGAAACCUGGAUGUGCUCCAUCUGGUCACUCAUCGGUUAACAUGACAGCUGACAUAAUUAGAAAUUUAGAAGCCCUUCUAAAAUUAAAAGAAGAACUAAUGAAAAUGAAAGACGUUGGGACCAACCAUCUGACUAUGGCAAUAGAGGAACGCCAGAAAAUUCACGAACAGCUUGCUCUGGUAAUGAAAGCCAUCCAGUCUUCUGAGAAUGAAAUCAAGAAACUUCAAGAUGAGAAUAGUUCUCACAUAGCCCAAAUGGUUUCUGUGUUGGAAAGAAACAAAUUGAAAACUGAUGUUGACUCCCAGGAUGGUCAAAAGAAAGAACUGUACUUUUCAGAGUUGAUGUCUCUGGUCGAAGGUUCUACCGCAGACGAUACGGCAGACACUCUCAAACAGAAAAUGACGCAAUUGGUCGAACAGUACGAACAGAAAUUUAAUGAAGCCACAGCUCUUGUAUCAGAAUACGAACUUCGUAAUAAAAUGAAAAUCAGCGUUCACCUGUUCGACGAAAACGAUCGCCCUAUCCCGACAUGCAGUUGGUUAGAAAAAGGAUUUCGAUAUCAACCCAUCACUCCAGCCUUAAAAGUACCACAAAAUCAUCAAGAUUCAGUAUUGCUGUCGCAUGUCAUUUUCUCGGCAUUGAAACGACAAAAAAUCCCAUUGAAGUGUGUGCAGCAGCCAACGAACGCAAGCACAUCUUCUACUACGAUACCAUUACCGCCUUACGUAUCUGCUAGUACCUCUAAGUUCGUCUUGGGGAUAUCUUCCGUAUUCAUCUUAAGACUUUUUCAGUCAGGGUGUCCUAAAGGUGAAAUCCACAUCCGUCCAACGCUCACAUUUCACCCUGCUUUCCUCCAAAAACUGGGCGAAUUCUGUUUUAAAUCUCAAAAGAAAUUUGGAGGUAACAUCGACAAGGCUUUGGCGGAAGUGUGUGUUUCAUUACCUAUGGUCCACCCACAACCACAAUUCCAGUCUGCUGUUCCCAAUAUACCGCAAUCCAACAGCAUUCAGAAAGCGUCAAAAUUAGGUGACGUUGGCAUCAUCUUCAAUAAAAACACGGUUUCCGAAUGGAGCUUCAUUUUACCACUGAAAGAAUUCUUAAAACCUAAUCAAGCGGUACACGUAAAAUCAGAAUCAAACAACCAGCUCUUUGGUCGCGUUGUCAACCUCCAGGUGAUGGAAAGUGUGAUCCAACUUAGCAAGUCCAAAAAAGCCGAUAGAGCGUGUUAUACCCUAACUCUGGAAUCUCAAUAGUACUCUGUUAUCUCACACUCCAAAAAAAAUCUCCAGAAAUUACUAACGAGCCGUCUUGUUACAGUGUUGGCAAUAAUCAAGUUUUAUAAAGAAACAAUACACCUGAUUGGAUUUAUUA